UUUCUUUUUGUUGACAUCCGGUAUUGUGGCGUUGGUUACAUUCAUACGUCAUUUGUGAAAAAGUUUAGAUCUGCUUUCUCUCCCUAAACGCGAUUCUCUUCUAUCUUAACACCGUAUAUGGUUAUUAGACUGAUACCAGAACACGAAUACAAAAAUGAUAAAAAGCAAUAUGAUCAAAGCGGCAUGCGCCAUUGCCCUAAUCGCCAUCAUCUUUAACAUCGUUGCCAUAUUAACACCGAACUGGUCCGAGAAUAAAGUAGCUAGUAGCGGACUGUGGAAAGCUUGUGCCAAAACUAUUCCAAUUUGCGGGGAGUACGAUUACAUGGCGGACAUCAAAGACAGAAAAGUUAAAAUCUUCGCUACUGCAGCAUUCGCCAUCAUUGGAUUACUGUGUUCCCUUGUGGGGUUUGCCUUCUCAGUGAUGAUAGUGCUGGAGAACAAAUCGGACUAUAAUUCAUAUAAAAUUGUUUGGGGUACACUUUUUGCAGCAGAUUACUUCAAGUAUUUGAGGUCAUGUUGUGACAAUGUCCAUCCACAGUUUCUUCCCCUUGUAUAUAAGUGUGAUCGUUGUUUGGAAACGCAACAGAAGAGACAAGGGCACUUACUCUCGUCGCGUCCUCGUCUUGUUUAAUAAAGUAUUGACCACAGUAGUUUCAAUUGUAAUGAAAUGUUUCCUUAAUCAAUACUUCGUCAACAUUCUAAAUAGAAGUACAAAUGUUUGUUUUGUGCAGCCAAUACAGGGCUGGCAUUUACCUAGUUCAGUGAUGCUCAACUCUUUUCAACCCUGGGGCCAUAUCAAUUUCCGACACAAAAGUAACGGGCCGCAACUGCGAACAAAAGGUAUAAGAAAAAAGUCUAAUGGAACUGAACUUACGGUUUAUAGGGCCGGAUAACAUCACAUCACGGGCAGUAUGUGGUCAGCGUGCCGUGCUUUGAGCAUCCCUGACCUAAUUGAUCUAAACCUACUAUUAGAGAGGGAAGAGUGUCUUCUGCGAUCAUAGGCGGAUAAAGAUUACGUCACGAUGUUUGCCAACCCUUAAGGUAAUACAUAAAUCGAGUAAAUCUAUUGAAGUAGGUCUAUUAUGACAACAACGGAGUACGGCUAAAGUAUUUUGUUUUGGAAAAACAAUACAACGAAUUGAAAAGAACAUUUCUCUAUGUUUUAACAAAGAGUAGUGCAGACA
This is a messenger RNA of Biomphalaria glabrata, 1184 nucleotides long. RefSeq lists its product as uncharacterized. Lineage: Eukaryota; Metazoa; Mollusca; Gastropoda; Planorbidae. The record is from RefSeq and is a predicted model, not a curated record. The transcript is spliced from 4 exons. Bases 155 to 631 code for a protein of 158 amino acids.